AUUUUCCCAUCCUACAUCACAUUUCCCUCUUUUGGCACUUCCUCCCUCAGGAAAAUAUUACUCUCCCUUCCUUUUCCCACUCACAGACACACAUACAGAUAGGAGAGAGAAACCUUGAAACGAAUCAACAAUGGCGUCCUCUACGAGAGUAGAUCUCGACGGAAAUCCAAUUAAGGCGAUGACAAUUUGCAUGAUUGGUGCUGGAGGUUUCAUUGGCUCUCACCUCUGCGAGAAGCUCUUGUCUGAAACAUCUCACAAGAUUCUUGCUGUUGAUGUUUACAAUGACAAGAUCAAGCACCUUCUUGAACCUGCUACUAUGGAUUGGGCUGAUCGCAUUCAGUUUCAUCGUAUUAACAUCAAGCAUGAUUCUCGUCUCGAAGGCCUCAUUAAGAUGGCGGAUCUGACCAUAAAUUUGGCAGCGAUCUGUACUCCUGCUGACUACAACACACGUCCACUUGACACUAUCUACAGCAAUUUCAUCGAUGCAUUGCCAGUGGUCAAGUACUGCUCUGAGAAUAGCAAGCGUCUCAUUCACUUCUCUACCUGUGAAGUGUAUGGAAAAACAAUUGGUUGCUUCCUUCCCAAGGAUAGCCCUUUGCGCCAGGAUCCUUCAUACUAUGUUCUCAAAGAAGAUGAAUCGCCCUGCAUUUUUGGCCCCAUUGACAAACAGAGGUGGUCUUAUGCUUGUGCAAAACAAUUGAUUGAGAGGCUCGUCUACGCGGAGGGUGCUGAAAAUGGCCUCGAGUUCACAAUUGUGAGACCUUUCAACUGGAUUGGCCCCAGGAUGGAUUUCAUUCCCGGGAUUGAUGGUCCAAGUGAAGGUGUUCCAAGGGUUUUAGCUUGCUUCAGCAACAACCUUUUGCGUCGCGAACCACUUAAGCUUGUGGAUGGUGGUGAAUCCCAGAGAACUUUCAUUUAUAUCAAGGACGCUAUUGAGGCCGUACUCUUGAUGAUUGAAAAUCCUGGCAGAGCAAAUGGUCACAUCUUCAAUGUUGGCAACCCUAACAAUGAAGUUACUGUUCGACAACUUGCAGAAAUGAUGAGCAAGGUCUACUCGAAGGUGAGUGGAGAAUCAGAAUUGGAAUCACCAACUGUGGAUGUUAGCUCCAAGGAGUUUUAUGGUGAAGGAUACGAUGACAGUGACAAGAGAAUUCCAGACAUGACCAUUAUCAACAAACAGCUUGGGUGGGACCCCAAGACAUCUCUGUGGGACUUGCUGGAAUCAACCCUCACGUACCAGCAUAGAACAUAUGCAGAGGCGAUCAAGCAGGCCAUAUCGAAACCAGUUGCCAGCUGAAGAGAGAAGAGAAAACGAAUGGCAGCAGUGUUUGCCUGAGUAUAAGUCCACAUACUCACCGGCGUCACACUUUGUUUAGUUGUCUUCAAAUUCUUUUAGAACUCUGAAAUAUGUCUAAAAUGGUUUGUUCACCUAUAUCUUAAUUUCCCCCCCUUUUAUGUGCUGUUCCUAUGUGGGUAGUUUGUGUGUUUUGUUAUACUCCGUAGUUCGGAAGUUGUAAUCUGGGAGGGUACUGUUAAUUAGGUGCACUAUAAGUCAUGCUGUAAUGUACGAAGUACUUGAUAGGGUUAUGGACUCUUGGCAUUAGUGCUGAUCAUAUGUGGAGAAGUUGCUGAAUUCUUAUUAGUCUGUAAGAGCAGGGUCGUGUUUGUCUGCACAAUUAGCUUAUCUGUUUAUCGCUCGGGAAAAGAAAAAAAGAAGUUAAGUUCAAUGCUGUAUCUUUGGAUAACGUCAAGUAUUAUGUUCCUUUCAAAUAAAAUAAAGUAUGAUGUUCCUUUCAA
Molecule: messenger RNA, 1797 nt
Organism: Spinacia oleracea (spinach)
Lineage: Eukaryota; Viridiplantae; Streptophyta; Magnoliopsida; Caryophyllales; Amaranthaceae
Product: UDP-D-apiose/UDP-D-xylose synthase 2
Exons: 9
Coding region: 131-1297 (388 amino acids)
Molecular function (GO): carboxy-lyase activity
Source: RefSeq, a predicted model, not a curated record